ACGUAUAGGCUUGACAAGACAACGUACAAGCUAGUAACUUAUUGUUCACUGCACACAUACAAGUUAUCCUGCUGAGAUGCACUGCUUCCUCAGGCUUCAGUCAUAACCAGGCAUAGCCGACCACCCCUGCACAAUCGCAACGAUGAAUACCUGCCAACGUAUCUGUAGUGCUUCACAGCAAGCGCGCCUAGCUCGCCCACUGCCUUGCGUGAGGCUCCCAUGCGUCGACAGAGUUUGUGGUGCACGACCUCCGUUAAUAAGCCGCGGACUGUUCCUUAGACAACACCAUAUAAGAGGCGCUGUGCUGCAAGCAUCGUCGGCAGCCGCUGCUGCACUUCAGGACGAGCAGUCGGUUGUUGGCCGGAUAAAGCGUCGCCUGACAAAGGCGCUAUGCUCCGAGCACGACAAGGAGAUCUUUGCAGUGGCGAUACCAGCUUUUAUUGGGCUAGCGUUGGAGCCUCUGGUCAACGCGGUUAACGCGGGCCUUGUUGGGCACCUUGGCACCCAGCAGCUUAGCGCCGUGUCUAUCGGCUCUAUCGCGCUCAACGCGGCCAUCUUCCUUUUCUCCUUCCUGCUGUUCCUGACGGUGCCGGAGGUCGCAGCGGCGGUCGUCAAGAAUGACGAGGAAGAGGUGUCCCGUGUUACCGCCCAGAGCCUGUGGGUUGCUGCCGGCUGCGGCUGCAUCACGGCUGCUGCCGUCGGACUCAACGCGGCCAACAUCGUUGCGGCCCUCAGGCCCCCCGAGGCUGUCGUAGCCGCCAUGGCCACUCAGUACAUCCAGAUCCGCUCACUGGGUAUCCCCGCGGCCCUGCUGGGGUUCGUGGCUACCGGGGUGUUCCGGGGUUUCAAGGACACACGCACGCCGCUGGCUGGCACUGCCGCCUCGGUGGCACUCAGCCUGUGCAGCCACCUGCUGCUGCUGAACGUCCUGCACAUGGGUGUGUUGGGCGCCGCCCUGGCCUCUACCGCCGCCUCCCUCGCCUCCUCCGCCCUGCUCGUGGGUGCCCUCAUCGCGCGGCGCAAGGUGCGACCUCGACACCUGACGGACCCGCCGCCGCUGCGGGCGGUGCUGCCGCUGCUGCAGCGGGGCUUCAUGCUGGGCGCGAAGAACAUGGUGACCUUUGGCAUGAUCCUGUUUGCCUCCACGCUGUGCGCCCGGCGCGGCUCCGCCUUCCAGGCCUCCUUCGAGGUGCUCCGGCAGCUGUGGAUGAUCACCAUGCCCUUCUUCGAGUGCGCCUCCGUGGCGGCGCAGGCGCUGUGUGCCACGGCGUUGGGGCAGCAGGACGUGCGCACCGCGGCGCUGCUGCUCCGUCGUCUGCUGGUGCUGGGUACGUGUGUGGGCGGGUGUGCGGGUGCGGUGGUGUGGCUGCUGCACCCCGCACUCAUCGCGGUCUUCACGAGGGACACGGCGGUGGUGCAGCUGGUGAUGUCGGCACUGCCCCUCAUUUGCAUCUUCUUCGCCAUUGACGCCGCGGGUUCCAUCAUGGACGGAUCUCUGCUGGCUGCCAAGCAGUCCACCUACAUGUCUGCAGUACAGAUCGCGGGAUCUGUCGUACAGUACUUUGCACUGCUGUACAUCGCGAGCUCGGGCAACGUGGGCACGUUCAGCGUCUGGGCUGUAAUCAAGGUUAUGCCGGUCUUCCGGUUGUUCGGUGGCGGUUGGCGCAACUUCGUAUCCGCCCGGAGUGCCUACCUGGAGCCCAACACCGCCAACAGCUGCAACAGCAGCAGUAGCGAAACGAACGACAGCUAUAGCAUCGACAACAGCAGUACCAGCACGACCUCUGCCAACGCACCAAUUGGCCAUGCAGGCAGCUCCGAUAGUAGCAGCCACAUUACCCAAAACGGAGUCGAAGCAUAUCAUCAGCAGCACCCGCACCAGCAGCAGCGCAUGACCCAUGGGUCGGCGCCCUCAUCCUCAGCACCAGCACCCGCAACAGCAGCUCCAACAAUACCGGUGCCAACCGCAGCAGCAGCAGCAGCCACCGCAGCCGCCACCGCUGCUGCUGCCGACGCGGCUGCUGCAGCAGUAGCAGCAGCAGCCGCCUCCGCCGCCAUGUGCAGCGGAGGUGACGGGGCGGUGGGCGAGGUGGAGAUGGCGGUGGCGGCGGCACUCGUGGACACCGGGGUAAUGACGUCAGCACCGCCGCCAUCACCACCACCGUUACCGUCAUCACCGCUGCCAGCUGCGUCGCCGCAGUCCUCCGCCUCGUCGGCUGCUGGCGCUGCUGGUGUUGGUGCUAGUGCUGCUCCUGCGGGGUAGGGAGGUGUAGGGUUGCGGAACUGGUUGUUGCUACCGCCGCCGCGGGGGUGGAGUGGGGUGGUGGAGGGACUGGAGUCAAGUUCCUGUAGGCAGCAGCAGCAGCAGCAGCUUAUGCAUGGGCAUGCAAUUGGGGGUUCAUGUGGCCACAGAGACCCACAACGGGGUCCACAACAGUGCAGCUUUUAUGGCUGGGGAGCAACGGACGCAUGCGUGCGUGUGAAAGGGGUACUUUGAUUGUGGGGGAUGUGGGAUUGACUGACGAAGAGUUGCGAGCGAGAGAGUGGGGCUGAUCUGGUUAGCGCGAACUCCAUGGAGGCCACAGAAGUACGAAUGUGCGAGCAUGUGUUGCAACGAGCGAACGUGUUAUCAGGCAGACCGGGUAUACCCGUGUUUACAUUCAUUCUUCGCAGCCAUAGGACUGCAGGAUAGGAUAGGACUGCACGUGGGGAUGUAGAGGCCACAUAACCACAACAGUGUGCAUGCUGAUACGCCGAAAAGGAUAGAAUAAUAAAGGGAGUGUGCGGCGUGUUACGGCCCUUGCAUGCUACCGGGACUUGGAGGGAGCACAUCUGAGCGCUUCCAAAUACACACCCAUAACACACGGCCAGUUGUUUCGUCACACUUGUGUUGAUGUUGGUUUCGUGUUGUUGGUUUUCAUAGUGCCCGCGCAGUCGACGUUCGAGGAGCGUUGUUCAGGGAGUUCGGAGGAGGCUCCUCCUGGUGGUUGUGGGCGGCUUUUUACAACGCUCUUGGAGAUAAUGACAUGAAGAAUGGACUUGAACGGCAACGCGUUUAGAGCAGGAGUCAGGUGCCGUAGAGUGCGUGUGAGGCUCCAAGAGAGUUGCAAGCGUGACAAUGCGUGACAAUGCAGGCAGGUGCGUGUGUGUGACGAUAUGCGUGUGGGAGUGUAUGUUGUGAAAACUGGCCUGGGUCUCUUAAGCACUGGCGCUGAACGGCUUUGAUGCCAUUCUUAUGGCAGCGCUUCUGUGCUGGUGUGAUUGGCACUCUCCCGCGCAUUGAUGGUGUGAUGCACGCCGUCAUGCAUGCGUAUAGCAAUUGUGGUCCUGCGGUCUAAGGCAUGUGCUGCAUGCAUGCCCAGAGGCAGUUGUGCGGGCAUUUGUAAAUGAGGAG
Molecule: messenger RNA, 3394 nt
Organism: Astrephomene gubernaculifera
Lineage: Eukaryota; Viridiplantae; Chlorophyta; Chlorophyceae; Chlamydomonadales; Astrephomenaceae
Source: the annotation of a GenBank genome assembly